This is a messenger RNA of Paramecium sonneborni, 627 nucleotides long. The record is from the annotation of a GenBank genome assembly. Lineage: Eukaryota; Ciliophora; Oligohymenophorea; Peniculida; Parameciidae.
AUGUAACACUAUUGUUCCUUAUGCACAAAAUCACUUGGAACCUUAAAAGGAGCUUUAUUCCUAUUUCCUGUUGGAUUCAAGACUCAAUACACAAAUUUUUAUAUUCAACAAAUAGUGUUAAAAUUAAUUACACUGCACAAUCACUAACUCAUACUCACUGAUCAUUAUAUCCUCUUUCAUAAUGAAAAAUAUAUUUGUGAAUUAUGUUGGUAACUCAUUCAAUAAGGUUUCAUUUGUUAAAAAUGCAAAAUCUAUAACUUUGUUGCCAAUUAACCAAUAAAACACUGCAAUUUCUGUCAAACUAAUCUAUGUUUAUACUGUGGAACCUAACUUGAACUGUUUUCAACCACUAAAGGGAUUUGUUACUCUUGUUAAAGAUAAGAAUUUAUAUCCUACAAAAUCGCUUAUCUUAUAAUGAUUCUAGUUGUUGGAUUACUUUUACCUUAUUUAGCUCUCAAUUACUUACUAACUAAAUUCUUUGACCCCAUUCAUUAGUACAAAUAUUUAAAGAAUAGAUUCUGUAUUGCACUAAUCCUAUUCAUUCUACUUUUUCCUAUUCUAUUUCCAUAUGCAAUCAUUUAAUUAAUAUUUACAGGCAUAUAAUCCAUCAUUAGAAACUUUACAUGA